AUGAGCUUCAACAACCACAGCCAUGACGCCAACUCGCGCGCUUCCCAAAAGUACGCAGAGGGGCUAUCAGAGGCCAAUCUCAACACCGACUUUUACCCAGUCCAACCCCAUUCACUACUCAAGCCUGACGGGUCAACGGUACCUGUGCAAACUGAAGGACCUGGACGCCCACCUGCUCAUCUGCUACACCAGACCUCCGUUGACUUCAAGGAGGAGAUGCUGCGGAACCGGCACAUCGACAGCAACGAGAACACGUUUAUGGAGUGGGUGUAUCCGCCCGAAAAAGGAUCACCAUCUCGAAGCUUUGCCGAAGAUACGGUGCAAUGGGGUAGCGACGCCAUGUUUGACACCACAGAGUCGAGAGCCACCCGGCGGCGGGUUGGUGUGCGGCAGCUCACUCAAUUCAGACUCCAAUUAAUGCCCGAAGACGAAGAGGAGGAGGAGGAAGAAGAGGAAGAGGAAGAAGAGGAAGAGGAAGAGGAAGAACAAGACGGCGAGGCGGAAGAUGCGCGUUCAACAGGAGGAAGAUCGAGCCAGGCUCGAAGCCCGGCGGCGUCGGUCAGAAAGGGGCCCGGCGGUCGCAGCAAAAGAAACAUCCCCAAGAAAGUAUACUCAGAAAGUGCGGCAACUUCGGUCGCAGGGCCCCUGAUAUCCAGACGCGAGACAAAAGGGCAGCGGAAGAAGCUCACGAUCGAACAGAAGCGCAGCAACCACAUCCGGCACGAGAAGAAGCGGCGCGGACUCAUACGAGAUGGAUUUAAUGACUUGACAGAGCUCGUGCCGGAGCUUCGAGGAGGAACCUGGUCGAGGUCUAGGAUCCUGUUCAAGGCAGUCGAGUUUUUAAAGACGCUGCUGGAGAGGAACGAGGCCCUGCAAGAACAGCUGGAUGCGUUGAAUGGCGGCGAUGGGGGAAAAUGA
Messenger RNA from Cordyceps fumosorosea ARSEF 2679, 918 nucleotides. Its product is annotated as HLH transcription factor. Gene Ontology annotation, biological process: regulation of transcription by RNA polymerase II. Gene Ontology annotation, molecular function: protein dimerization activity; RNA polymerase II cis-regulatory region sequence-specific DNA binding; DNA-binding transcription factor activity, RNA polymerase II-specific. The transcript has a single exon. NCBI's taxonomy places the organism in Eukaryota, Fungi, Ascomycota, Sordariomycetes, Hypocreales, Cordycipitaceae. The coding region runs from base 1 to 918 and encodes 305 amino acids. The record is from RefSeq and is a predicted model, not a curated record.